AUGCUGCCGCGUUUGCGUCUGCACACUGUCACACCCUCGCACGAAUUUCUUCCUCACUGGACAAAACGCGGCAACAGUGGGCCCGAGACCACAACCAGCUUGAGUGUGUUCGCUGCGGUCCUCUCGAGAGGCCGUGUUGUGCGGCUUGACGCCUUUCCACACUGCUGGGCCGGUUCGUGGCUGCGCACACGACCCCCCUGGGCGCUCAGCCAAUGA
This is a messenger RNA of Mesocestoides corti, 216 nucleotides long. NCBI's taxonomy places the organism in Eukaryota, Metazoa, Platyhelminthes, Cestoda, Cyclophyllidea, Mesocestoididae. The record is from the annotation of a GenBank genome assembly.